AUGUUUGGAAUUUUAUUCAUAUUCUUAGCUUUAGCUUAAACCAAAAUCAUUACUUAAAAAUUCUCACUCAGAUAACUUUCAACUAUGGAUUACAUUCCAAUAAGUAGAUUUGGUAGUCGUGGGAUUGUAAAUUAUGAGAUAUCGUAUCUAUUUUUCAUAAUAUAAUUAGGUCUCGAGUAAUUAAUGUUCCCAAAGAUUAUUAAGGCUAAAGAUUAAUAAUCCCUAUUGAAUUCUUUUAAUAAGAUAAAUGGUAAGCUGCUUAAUCAAUAAAUGAAUGUUAAAGAAAAGAAAAAGCAAAUAGAAUUAUAUACUAAACUAUUGAGGUUGAUUCUUCUGAAGAAAUCUCAACAUUGAAUGGAUAAUUAGCUUAUGGAAAAUAUCAUAAUGUUUGGUUAGCAAUUUUAAACAAUUGUGAUCAUUAUCUAGAUAAAUUAUUUCCUUAUUUUGAUCAUAAUAUUUAUUUUGAAAUAACUAUCUGGUUUUUUGAUGAAGGAGGAUAAGAAUUCUCAUUAGAAGAACAUGGAUUAUUUAGUAUUGUAGCUGUAUUGACAUUUUUGACUAUUAUUGGAUUUUAUUAUAAUUAUAGAAUUUAUAGAAAAGAAUAAGAAAAAUAUGGAGAAAAAGAUUAUGCUUUACUUUUUGUUUUAGUAAUCAUAGGAUUAGAAGCAACAUAAAAUACUCUCAAUUUCUUCAAUCUUUUAGUAUAUAAUAGUAAUGGAAGAGGAAUAAGUGCAUUUGCUAUUAUAUCAGAGAUUAUAUAAUCAAUUGAUAACUAUUUACUCAUGUUAUUAUUAAUAUUAAUUGCUUGGGGAUGGACUAUUGAUUUUAUAAAUCUUGAAGCAUAGACAAAUUUCUAUUUCCCUUUAAUAUUUAUACUUGGAAUUGUUUAAACAUUAUUUGCUAUACUAGGCAGAGUUCUAAGCACUUAAACUUAAUUCCAUAUGUAUGAAGGCUGGGCAGGUUAUUCAAUUAGUAUAAUUUAUAUACUUCUUGCCCUAUAUUUUUAUUAUUCAGCAAAUUAACAAAAAAAGAAAGGAGAAAUUGUGAAUAAUUUUUAUUUUAAACUCAAACUUUUUGGAACUUUGUUCUUUAUAUCUUUUCCAGUUCUAUUGACAAUCUCAAAAAUAAUUGAUCCAUAUAAAUCAUAUAAGGUUGUUAUUUUAGGAAGUAUGCUUACAAGAUUAUUAAAUAUUGCUCUAUUAGUAAGAUUAUUUGUAGGCAAAUCAACAGAUUAUUAAAAAAUUUGUAUAAAAGGAAAAUCCUUUUUAGAUAGAGAGAAAAUAAUGUGA
Molecule: messenger RNA, 1289 nt
Organism: Paramecium pentaurelia
Lineage: Eukaryota; Ciliophora; Oligohymenophorea; Peniculida; Parameciidae
Source: the annotation of a GenBank genome assembly